Molecule: messenger RNA, 1956 nt
Organism: Lachancea fermentati
Lineage: Eukaryota; Fungi; Ascomycota; Saccharomycetes; Saccharomycetales; Saccharomycetaceae
Source: the annotation of a GenBank genome assembly
AUGCCUUCGGUUUCGCAACCUUUCAGGUUGACCGUUUUACCCAAAAUUGCAUCUUUGAAUAAUUUUGCAACUCAAACCAGCUAUCUUCAAGUGGCAGAUACCUUAACGCCAUUGACGAACAAGAUUAAUAUCGGUAUAUCAGGAUCUGCCGUUUCUCAAUAUAUUGUCAAUCCCACACCCAAGCUUGUAUACAAUCUACCGAUUCCAUCAACGAAUACCGUCUCCUCGUGCGAUGUGGCGGAGCUUGCUGCAAAAACUGAAGGCGAAGAUCCACAAGAAGUUUGGUGUUACGCCUUAGUUGCCAAUAAAGUGUUCUCCUUAAAUACAUUAAUCAAGCCAUCAGUGGCAACUGCAUCAACUUCUAAUUUUGGUGAAACGUUUGAAAACAACAAAGUGGACAUCAAAUACAAAGCCGUUAACGUGAAAGUUUAUCCAAAGAGAGAAACCAUCGUAGCCGUGUUAGAAAAUGGUUUGAUCCAAACUUUUGACUUCCAAUUAAAACUUUUGCAUUCCAUUGACGCAACAUACGGGGAAAUAUUCCUUGUUCAGCAUUUCACCAGUGAAUCUGGUCUAGAUUUUGUAUGCAUGCUUAGUGAGUUGAAAGACAAGAAGAGCUGUUUUAAGCUCUUUGAAGUUAAUGAGUUAACAGCUGCAAUCCCCGUCAAGGAAUUGAAUUCCGUUAUUAUUGAAGAUUGCCCAUUGAAAGAUGCCAAACUAUUCUAUCAGUAUGGUAAAAUUUACAGACUUUGUGACGCUGAAAUUAAAGUUUAUAAUUUGCCUCACUUCCAACUUGCACAAACCAUCAACCUACCAUUCAUUUCGUCCAAUGAUGUCAUUUCUUUCAAAGCUAUAUCUACCAAUCGAGCCCUCCUAACGGCUCAAAAUAAAAUUUACUUGCUGGAUUUACUGCAUAAUGCUACUUUAAGUGAAAGAGAGCUAAGUCACGUCAAGACUUUUCAACUUCUGAGAACUGCUGUGAUUCCAGGAAACACCUCUGAUAACGACAAAACUUUUGCAAUCGGUGUGUCAACAAAACAUGGUGCUAAUCCUGUCAGUACUUUGGAUAUUAUAAACGUGGACGUUGGUACUGGUACGUUGAGGGACUCCAUGGGCAAAGGGUUCUCUCCACGUGGAGGUAAGCCCCAUACUUUGAAAUCUCUUCUAUCGCCCGAUAAUGAGACGGAAACAGAAGAGUUCGAUUACUCUAGAAUCGUUGAAGAGCUAGAAAAGGUAGGAAGCGAUUCUACAAGGUUUGAUUCAGUAUUCUUCAACAAGCUGAAUGUGAAAAAGGACUAUUACACUGAUUCAGACAGAUUUUUGAAUAACGAAGACUUUUUGGAGAAGGUUGUCGGUGUAAUUUUCGAUAACUUUGUGAGUGAGUAUCCAAGAGCUUUAACAUACCUUUUGACACAUCCUCUAUUUCCCCUCUCUCAUACCAAAAAUCUACUCAAAAGAUUUAAAGAGCAUCCAAGGCUAUUCAAGCAAGCUAUUGUCACAUGUCCUAAUUUGCCAUUAGAUGACUUGUUACACGAACUCUUCACGGUGAUGAAUGAUGAGCUAUCCCUUGAUCUUUCGUUGAGAAUACUCCAGGAUUUCAAUAGGGACUUCAUCAAAAGCUCUAUCAAGAAAAUGAGCAAAGUUGAUACCCAUAACUUUAUUAAUUUUGUUGUUGAUGAGAACGCUGACGAAGAAAGGAACAGAAAUAAGCCAAGAUUAUUUCAACUUUUGAGUUUGGUCCUCGACUCGGUGGGACUUUUUGCACUAGAGGACUCGACGUUAAUAAAAUUGAGCUCGUUCAUAGAUGAUCAGGUCCGUGUUGUUCAACAAAAUAUUGAAUUGUUAAACCUAUUGGAAGACUCAACAGUCGCACGUUCUUCAGCAGGAUCGCAAUUUAACUCUAGCCAAACAGAAGAGCAAGUAAUUAAGCCAUACAGUGUUCAAUACUUGGAUUGCUGA